Plasmopara halstedii is the source of this 397-nucleotide messenger RNA. RefSeq lists its product as uncharacterized. The transcript has a single exon. The record is from RefSeq and is a predicted model, not a curated record. NCBI's taxonomy places the organism in Eukaryota, Oomycota, Peronosporomycetes, Peronosporales, Peronosporaceae. The coding region runs from base 25 to 345 and encodes 106 amino acids.
AAAAAACGUUCAUGAUUCUUCAAUAUGGGUUACCAUAUAAUCACAAAAAUUGUAAAAGGUGACAUACCGCAAUUUUCACAGUCAUCGAUUAUGGUCGGAGGAAAGCACCGAGCAUUUACGUUUGGGGUGAUCGUGGCUUCGUUGAUCAGUGCUGGGUAUUUGCUAGUGCGUCAUACCCCGACGCUGUUUGGGCAGAAGAUAUGGGUGCUUACAAACAUCGACAUAAAUCUAGAAUUCUUUGCCAGGCAUCAUUGCAGGUAUUAUGAUGCAAUGUGCUUUGGCUUGGCACAGGUUCAAUCCAAUAGAUCGCGAGCUGCAAAAUUUCAAGAUUCAGCAAAGCCCUGACUAAUGACCUAAAUGAAAACUCACGCUAAAAAUAUUCUAAGUAGUUGUGGUG